UUCAUGGAGAAAACUCACGAAUUAAAGUCGUUAGAAAUUCACAUAACCAACUAGUAGGACCCGAGGUUUUUGAACGAUUCGCAAGAUUUUCAAGCAACUGGUUUCAAGCUGUCGAAAUUCAAAAUGGUACGAGCCUGGUAUAUGGAUGAUAGUGGAGAAGAUCAAAGGUUGGAGCAUCACAAAAUGCCUCCGGAGUUUCUAACACUUCAGCAGCUAUAUGACAUCACUGGAGUAGAGCACUUUGAGGUCGAUUAUGAGAAUUAUUGGAAUGAUGAGAUAUUGAAGAAAUUGAGGAUGUCAAGGGGAUACUCUUAUGAGGACGAGAUCGUGUGUUCCAAGGAAUGUUUAUCGAAUUAUGAAGAAAAG
Diachasma alloeum is the source of this 366-nucleotide messenger RNA. It is a transcript of the gene Adi1, whose product is annotated as 1,2-dihydroxy-3-keto-5-methylthiopentene dioxygenase. Gene Ontology annotation, biological process: L-methionine metabolic process. The transcript is spliced from 2 exons. Lineage: Eukaryota; Metazoa; Arthropoda; Insecta; Hymenoptera; Braconidae. The annotation marks the transcript as partial. Gene Ontology annotation, molecular function: acireductone dioxygenase [iron(II)-requiring] activity. The record is from RefSeq and is a predicted model, not a curated record.